Oncorhynchus kisutch (coho salmon) is the source of this 512-nucleotide messenger RNA. RefSeq names its product equistatin-like. NCBI's taxonomy places the organism in Eukaryota, Metazoa, Chordata, Actinopteri, Salmoniformes, Salmonidae. The transcript is spliced from 4 exons. The record is from RefSeq and is a predicted model, not a curated record. The coding region runs from base 13 to 300 and encodes 95 amino acids.
GAGACUAUCACCAUGGUGAGAUUGACCAUCAUUCUGCUUUUCAGCAUGGCUUUUGCUCUGGGAGAUGCUACGAUACAACCCAAGACCCCCUGUGAGCGUGCUAGAGAUGCUGCGAUAAAAGGCCCAAUUGGAGCUUACAUCCCAACGUGUGACGCCGCUGGACAAUACACCCCUAAGCAAUGUUCGGGCUCUACAGGUUACUGUUGGUGUGUGACCAGUACUGGACAGAAGAUUCCGGGCACUGAGACUCCUCCAGGCACUGCUCCAAUCAAAUGUCCAUGCAGUGGUCCUCGCAGAUGAAAGAUGUUGGAAUGAAGAUGUUGAGAAGACUUUGCAAAUACUUUGACAGUUGUCUUUACUGUACUGAGGGAGAUGCCUCUCUCAAUACACAUAUUGAACAAAUCCACAACGUGUGUACACACACUCAGUACGCAUGAAUUAACUAUAUACAUAUGGAAGACCGCCGUCAGAACAGACUAGGAUACAGAAUAUACACUCGUGGCCAAAAUAUU